This is a messenger RNA of Rhipicephalus sanguineus (brown dog tick), 483 nucleotides long. Its product is annotated as photoreceptor-specific nuclear receptor. The transcript has 3 exons. Gene Ontology annotation, molecular function: nuclear receptor activity; RNA polymerase II cis-regulatory region sequence-specific DNA binding; zinc ion binding. Gene Ontology annotation, biological process: cell differentiation; regulation of transcription by RNA polymerase II; anatomical structure development. Lineage: Eukaryota; Metazoa; Arthropoda; Arachnida; Ixodida; Ixodidae. The coding region runs from base 1 to 483 and encodes 160 amino acids. The record is from RefSeq and is a predicted model, not a curated record.
AUGGAGCUCCAGGUGCGACUCAUCGAGCGUGCGGUCAGCGCCAGGACCCGGGCACGGGACAACCGAUAUACGCGGGCCUCCCCCGCUUGUCCCCAAGGCGUGACCGCUUCGGCCCCAGCGAUGCAGAGUGCCAGCGCCGUGGUUUCCGCGGCAGUCGGUGUGGUGGGAGGUGGCGGGGCUGGCCGCGAACCCCUGUGCCGAGUGUGCGGCGACCGGGCGUCGGGACGCCACUACGGCGUCGCCUCGUGCGACGGCUGCCGCGGGUUCUUCAAGCGCAGCGUCCGUCGCCAGCUGCAGUACGUGUGCAAGGAAGGCGGUACCUGCGUCGUCGACGUCGCCCGGCGCAACCAGUGCCAGGCGUGCCGCCUCGCCAAGUGCCUGCGCGCAGCCAUGAGGCCCGAAGAACGGGCCGUCUCGCUCGAGUCAGCCGGCUCAGAUGACCCGACCAUUCAGUACAACCUUUUGAUGCGUCAGGAUUGGUAA